AUGAGUCGCGCACCUUCCACGUCAUUGGAGAACGCUCCUUUGCUUACACCUAAUGAUCUUGACGAAGAAGAAACUCUUGAUGGAGGUAACGGUGUAGUCGAACGCGGUCCUCGUACUCGCGAAGCUCCGCGUGACCAUACAAACUUCUUUCCGUUACUUCAUGGAAAAUUUUCUCACCUCGAAACCUUACUGGCUUUCAUGUGUGUUUUGUUAUUAAUACUUAUGAGCGUUUUCGCUGGCUUAUAUGCCAGAGGAAGGACCAAUAAACACCCACAACCAGAAAUACCGCCGCCUAUUAUACCUCCACCAAAUGAUACCAUAAAGGAACCUUGUCUUACUCCAGAUUGUGUAAUUAUAGCGGCUCAGAUUAUUAGUGAUAUGGAUCCAACUGCCGAUCCUUGUGAUGAUUUCUUUCAAUAUAGUUGUGGUGGUUGGGUACAAAAUAAUUUGAUACCCGAGGAUAAAGGCCAGUAUAGUUACUUUGAUAGUUUAUAUGAAGACAAUCAGAAAUUAUUGAAAGAAAUUCUUGAAAAUAAUUUUGAAUCAACUCAUAAAUUUGAGCCGAAUCUUCCACCACCUUCAGAAGUAAUAGACAAACAAAAUUUUUAUAAACUUCAAAAUCUCUAUCAGUCUUGUAUGAACGAAUCUUUAAUUAAUGAUUUUGGUGGAGGGCCUUUGUUGCCAAUCAUAGAUCGUAUUAUUGACGAUUUUCCUGUAGACUCUAAAUAUUCUUUAUUGAGCAAUUUUGGACAUCUGGAUGAAAUAGAAAGUCAAGGAGCUCAUUCUCACGAUCCUCUUAAUUUAACAAAUACAUUGUCACGUCUUUCUAUCUUUGGAAUAAAACCGUUGUUUGAAUUUUUCGUAGAAGCAGAUGCAAAAGAUCCGAAAAAUAAUGUUUUAUACUUAUCUCAGUCUGGCCUUGGUUUACCUUCAAAGGAAUAUUACGAGGAGGAAGAGAUAUUGUUAUCAUAUAAAGAAGCUAUGAUCGAAUUAUUAAAUUUGGCCCUAAAUUAUAGCAGUAAUGUAGCUCACCAUUUCAAUCAUAAUUUCACUGAAUCAGAUGACUUAGUGAAAGACAUAUUAGAAUAUAGCGCAGAAAGGUUCUUAUAUAAAGAAUGGGAAAAAAAUGCUAAGAAAAUUAUAGAUUUUGAAAUAGAAUUGGCCAAAAUCUCUUUAUCCGCCGAAGAAUUUUCUGAUCCUGAAGCUACUUAUAAUAAUCAAACUGUAGUUUCUCUUGAAAACCUUAGUCCUUCUUUCAUUUGGACUCGUUAUAUAAGUGCAUUAUUACCUCCUACAUCUGUUUUUCCGGCUAAAAUCAUUUUAACUUCUAACAAAUAUUUUAAAGAUCUUUCAAACCUUGUCGAGAAAACUCCAACUCCAACUUUACAACUUUAUUUCAUUUGGCAAGCAAUUUAUACUUAUGCUGAUUCUUUAAGUGAAAAUUUUAGAGUGCCACUAAGAAAAUUGAGGGCAAAACUCAGAGGAACUGAUGAAUCAAUUAAACCUAAAAGAUGGGAAGAAUGUCUUAAAUCUGUCGAUAAUACUUUAGGUCUUAUGGCUGGCAGAUAUUUUGUGUUGAGAGCAUUUGGAGAUGCAUUUAUUAAACAAUUACCACGACUUGAUUGGCUUGACAAAGAAACGCGUGAAAAGGCAAUUGAAAAGGUUAAUCGUAUUAUUCAAAAAAUUGGAUUUCCCUCUAAAUCCCCUGAUACUAUGUCACCACAGUCUCUUGCUGAAUAUUAUGAAAAGAUUAAUAUAGAGAAAGAUAGAUAUUUCGGUAAUAUUUUAAGUGCUCAUGUGUGGGCUUCAGAAAAUAAAUGGAAGAAAGUUGGUAAACCCGUGGAUCUCGGUCAAUGGUAUAUGACUCCUCAAACAGUUAACGCAUACUAUAAUCCUACGGCUAAUGAAAUCGUAUUUCCGGCUGUAAUACUUCAAUCGCCAUUUUUUAGUGCCAGAGCUCCAGAAUAUGUAAAUUAUGGAGCAAUUGGUAUGGUUGUCGGACAUGAGCUCACGCAUGCAUUUGAUAAUAAUGGAAGACAAUAUGACGCGAAUGGUAAAUUAAUCCAGUGGUGGUCUAAUACUACAAUUGAAGCAUUCGAGGAAAAGGCAAAAUGUUUCGUGUAUCAAUACGGUAAUUACACAAUUGAUGAUCCAAAAGGCAAUCCUGUGAACUUAAAUGGUGUUUUAACUCUCGGUGAAAAUCUUGCUGAUAAUGGGGGUCUUAAAGAAGCUUUUCAUGCAUGGCUUACCCGAUUUGAAAGUGAUAAAAAUGAAAAGCUUUAUAAUAAUCAAUUAUUACCUGGAUUACAAAAUUUUACACGCGAACAACUAUUUUAUAUAUCAUUUGGGCGUGUAUGGUGUUCAAAAAUAAGACCAGAGACUGCUGUAGAAAGGGUUCGAGUUGACCCUCAUUCACCAGCAAUCUGGAGAGUUAACGGUGUAUUAACAAAUUCCAAUCAUUUUUCUGAAACAUUUAAGUGUAAAGUAGGAUCAAAAAUGAAUCCAGUUGAUAAGUGUUCUAUUUGGUAA
Molecule: messenger RNA, 2529 nt
Organism: Funneliformis caledonium
Lineage: Eukaryota; Fungi; Glomeromycota; Glomeromycetes; Glomerales; Glomeraceae
Source: the annotation of a GenBank genome assembly